UCUGUCCGUUGCCAGCGGAGUCAGUCGCAAUUUGCAGUUGGAACCGUUAUCGGGAGUUUUCGGCCGUGUUUUUUUCCGCCCUCUGUCUGUCGAAUCGUAUCGUUGUUCUCGGCUAACCAGUACAUAGUGCGUUGUGGGUGGAUGCAAAGCGAAGCACGAGGAGGAAACUCAUGCAUUGAGGGUGAGAUUUCGCAUUUGAAAUCGCUAGUUCUAGUGAUUGUCCGCAGUUCAGGGCGGGAAGUGGAGAGAAAAUUAAUAACCAAAACAAGGGAAUAAAAUAACAAAAAAAGGCAGCAUUGUUUUCCUUAGGUGAAGGGAGAUAAGGUAAACAAAAUAGAAGAGAAAAAAUACGGAAGUGCUUGUGUUUCUCCCUCCCCUAAAUUUUGUGUGCGUGACAGAAGGGGUAAACGAAAUUUUCUCGAUUACUGCUUCGGAUGCUGAUAAGCCAGUGCAAAAAGAGUUAGGAAAUUGCCGAAUCCAGAAAAAGAUAAGUUCAUACAGAUAACCCUUUCCACUGUAAAAGUGGAAAUUGGAUGUGUGGAAAAAUAGCUAAAGCUGAACACUCUGAUUAUGCAGUUAAUUGAAAAUUGUUUACCAGCCAGUGGGGAGUGAGAGAUAAGGAUUAGCUGUGUUUUCUUCAGUUGCCUGUGAAUUGAGUGUGUGAUUUAAUAAAAAAAAACCUACGCCGGAUGUGGGAAUUGCUUCCAGUGUGAUUCAGUUGAAAAGGCAGCAAAAAGCCAAUAAGUGGAAGUCGUUUGAGUUAAAAGUUCAUUCGUAAUUCCGAAGCACGCAUCAGGAAAAAUCGAGAGCGAAAAUACACAUAGAAAAGUGCUAAUGGAAAUAUCAUUGGAAAGUUAGCGCGCGUGAGUAGGAAAGAAGCAUUACAAACGAAGGAAAUAUAAUUUGUCUUUCAUCCCAGCAAAUAUCGCGCCUAAAAUUACCAAACGGAGUGAAAUUUGUGAUUGAAAACGAACAAAAUUGAAUCGCGUGAGUUGAGCGAGACGAAGAAGAUCGAAAUCUAACAUUUAAUUGGAUUAUAAAUCAGCCGUAGGAAAGGAACGGAAUUUUACGGCGAACGCAAGCAGAAAAAAAUUGAGGACAACGGAAACAAAGGACGCAUCAGCACAAAGCGCGCCGCAAGCUUCGUCAUCGCCAUCAUCAUCAGCAUCAUAAUCAACAUCAAAAACAUCAACAAGAGUACGCCCAACACGUUGAUAAGGCCUCUUACUUAUUCCGUCAUUUCUCGUAAACUCAGUGUAUUGUGUUACGGAGAGUCGCACACAGUUUCCCUCGCUCCAACGUGUAUCUUCAACGUACGAUAGAACACUCUAGCGAGCGCCAGAUAAAAUCACAUACCAACAGCCACAAACCAACACGUUAUCUUCCAACUCCGGCCACCUUUCCCACCAUCCCCUCCCUCAAUGCUGAGCAUCAACGCUCCGGAUGCAGACAGACUUCAAUCGUUCCCUUCGUCAACGUCAGCGGCAGUCUCAACGGCCAUCUCGGAAAACCGUUUCCCGGUUGAAGUUCUCUCCGAAACCACCCCACGAAUACUGCUAGCUAGUGACAGUGACAGUGCGGACAGCUUCCACCCACCAGAGGCAGCCGAGCGAGUGGUUGUGCUCCGUGCAGAGCAGCCGACCAUUGCUGACACCAGCGCCAUCGGUUCCGACCCAGAGGACACCGAUCUAGAAGAGAUGACCACCGUGGCGGCCGUUACCGCAGCUGCCAAUAAAGCAGUUGCAGCCCUCAUAGAGUACCGUCAGAGACAACAGCAGCAGAACAAUAAUCACAUGGUCCAGGGGAUGGGACCAUUUCCGGGAGCCGCCGGUUUCCCUCAGGCCCAGGCUGGCCUCGCUACCGACAGUCUAUCGGUACAGGUCGUCAAGGGAGCCGGGGCGGCAGGCGGUGGAGGCGUUGCCGGUGGGGGUGGAGGUCUAGCGGCGGCCGUUGCUGUCGCAGAUCACCAGCUCAACAGCCUUAAGCAGCAGCAGGAACUCAGCCAGCACCAACACCAGCAACAUCAGCAACACCAGCAGCAGCAAGCAGUGGCUGCUGCCGCCGCUGCACAGCUCGCCAAUUCACAGUCACUAAGAAAUACUGUCAGUCAGUACAGCUCUCCAGCAUCAGUAUUAGGCGUACCGCCGGGAGGUGCCCCACCGCCCACGUCGCUAGCCGUCGUAUCGCUGCCAUCGCUAUCCUCGGUGGUCGCCAGCAGUACGGCCACCGGAGUCACCAGUAGCCACCCCACGACCGCUGCUACAACCGGAGCAACAGCCACAGGAGGAGUCAGUGCCAUCAUCACCAGCGGAACGGGAAUCUCGAACGGAAUUGAACAACAGACUGUUAGUAUUAAGACCGAAUUAUUGCAGCAAACGGAACCGGAAACGCAAGUCUCAAGUGCCAAUAACAACAGUAGCAGUAAUACAACGCCGUCAGACGCCACCGCCAUCGCCAGCCCGAUAGCAGCAGUCCCCGCCAGCAGCAGUAGUAGUCCUGGAAUCAUGACCUCGGGAUGCAGCACCAUUACCACCUCCUGCACCGGAACGGUGGCGUUUAGUGCGGCCCAACAGCUAUCGGCAGCUGCCGCUGCUACCCAAAGUCAGCAGCAGCAACAACAAGCGGUGGUGGCCGCUCAACAGCAGCAGCAGCAGCAGCAUUCGAUCCCAAAUGCAGCCGCUCUAGUCGCAGCGGCCAACGCGCUGGCCGAGUCCAAAUCACAACCAAAGCGAUUACACGUGUCGAACAUACCGUUCCGAUUUCGGGAUCCAGACCUGAGAUCCAUGUUUGGGCAAUUUGGUACUAUCCUGGAUGUAGAAAUUAUCUUCAACGAACGAGGCAGCAAGGGAUUCGGUUUUGUAACAUUCGCUACUAGUGGCGAUGCGGAGCGAGCACGCGAACGUCUUCACGGCACUGUGGUUGAGGGACGCAAGAUUGAGGUCAAUAAUGCAACCGCACGGGUUCAAAGCAAAAAAAUUCCGGCUGUUUCAAGCGUCUUCCUGACGAAGCCAGGAGCUGUCGCGGCUCCUCCUCUGGCAGCGGUUUGCGUGCCAUGGCCACCAGAAGGCUACCGGCUGUCAAUGGGUGCCUGGCCCUGGCUAGGAGCCACAGCAGCCACCGUGGGUGCAAAUGGGGCUCCCUCGGCGGCCCUCGCCGCGGCAGCUGCAGCAGCAGGAGCUCCGACAUCCGCCGCCGCAGCCGCAGCGCACGCAGCAGCGGCAGCAUCGAACCCGGCGGCGGCCGCGGCAGCAGCAGUUGCCGCCAAUCAGAUGCCGAACGCGGCAGCCGCAGCCCAUGCAGCAGCCUCUCCCCUGCUGAUAGCCCAGGCCGCCCAACGAGCUGCGGUCGCCGCCCAAAGGCGAAGCGUGUAUUUUGAUCCCUACCUUGCGGCAGCCGCAGCAUCCGCUGACCAGAACUAUCGUCUACAGGCGGCUAAACCCGUGACAGAAGUACCAGCUCAACCGACUAUUUUGAACGCGGCAGCUCCACUGCUGAAAACGCCCCUAUCGCAGGCUCAGGCCCAGGCUUAUAGUGCUGCCACCUAUACCGCAGUGGCCGCCAGAGCUGCUUAUGGAGCAGCGGCCGCCGCUCAGCCCGCCGUCGCAGGCUACGCAACUGUUGCAGGAUACGGACGUGAAUACGCUGACCCAUAUCUCGGUCACGGAAUCGGACCAGUUCCCGGCUACGGGGCAACCAUGUAUCGAGGAACUUACAAUCGUUUCACGCCAUACUAAAUUUAAGUUCAUGUGUGAAGCAGAAAGCAUGUUCUAUAUUUUUUGCAUCUCACGCUGUGCCGAGAUCAUUAUUAGUAUAUAGUUGAAAAGCGUCGGAAUGAAAAACGAAAUUAUGAAAAAAAACACACACACACUGCUGCUCUCUUCCGACAGAGAAUAAGUACGACCGCGUAACUGCGAAAAUCGCGAACCGAUAUCGAUACCAAAGUUGUAGCGAGGAAGAAGCAUCCCUAGCUCGCACACAAACACACAGAAAUACAGGCAUGCCAGGGCCUACAACAAAAAUGCAGAGCAAACGAAACAAGAAGCUCUCCAAACCGAUGAUAAACCGGGAUCAUGACAGAUAAAAAAAAAAGUUAAAUCAUGACAGUAGCACAGAGACAGUUAAUCUCACUUUGAAUAUAUACAAAUAUACAAUCAUACCGUUUUUUGCUAGUAGAAUAGGGUUCAAAAUUGUAAAUCCUCAUCACAAAGAGUAAAAGUUUUUUUAGGUUAUUAGUGUCCCAAGGUGUAGGAAAGAAAACAACAAACAAACAAAUGCUCCUCCAGCUGAAGUUGAUAGUUCCUCAUAAUUGCUUCGUUUUUUCCCGAUAAGCAGACCUCUGAAAGCUUCCGUUAUUUUCUUUGUAGUGGACUUUUCGUACAGAGAAAUGCACAAAAUCUGACAGUUUAGAAUUUGUGAAUUAAGAUAGGAUGAUAGAGUUCAAAUUUUUCACACGCCACAAUAGACGAAUGGGAAUGGGAUGUGGGAAUGUGAAAAGAAAGUAUGAUGCUAAAAGUGGAUGAUUAUGAUGAUAUGAAAAUCGAGAUAUUUGUAGAAUUGUUGAUAAUAUCCAGUUUAGGUUUUUUUCUUGAAAGCGGCUGCUUUCGACAGAUAGAGAAGAAAAGGAAUGAUAAAACUGCUCAAAAUUAUAAUAAAGUCAAAAUAGAUUGCAGUUUGAAAUUAAAAUGUCAGCUUCAAUUAUCCCACUGUCGGUAGUAGAGGCGUGUAAAUACUCUGGUACUGCAAUUGAUUCCCGCCAAGUUAGUCAUCCAUCAAAUUGGCGCUUUGAAGCAGUUGAUUUGCGUUGCCAAUGAAGAAGCGCCGAAAUUGCAAUGAUUUUAUAUUAAAAUCAUUAUGCUCAAGUCACAGUGAGCGUAGCUUAGGCAGCAGCAAGAUCUACACACUAGACUGCAACAUCAACAACAACAAAAAUUUGUAUUAACAUAAACGAAUAAUGAAAAAAAAAACACUCAGCCAAAGGUAUCGACUAACACAUCAACCCGAGAUCAACACACAAAGUCAAACAAAAGGAAGCAAAACGAGUAUAGUCAGUAGAAUGAAUAGAAAAUACACCCCCAAACAACUACCAUAAGUAAGGUAAGGCGCCAAUUACUCAAUAGAUUCAGCGUGAAUUUCAAAAAUUCCUCCAAGUGUAGAAACAUGCGCUCCUCUCGCUAACUAGCAGAUAGCUGGAAGUAGAACAAGUGUUCCGUUUAGUUUGGCAGCUUGUGGCAGUUUUGGUGUCUCUUCCAAACAAAAAACCUGUAGUCAUCCGAUCAAAGUGAUAAGAUUAGACCAAAAUAAGUAAUAAGAGAUAAAUAGAAAAUCCGUUAUCCAGUGUAAAAUGGGAAUAAAACUUCUCACGCACACACCCACACAGCAUGGCAUGAACAAAUCAAGUAAUACUCACAGCUCAUCUAGUACUGCUCGGAGGAGGAAGGUGAAGCAAAAACAAAAAGUAAGAAACCUGAACUGUUGACAACAUUUCCGACAUUUUUUCUAUGUUCACAAGAAUCAAAUUGAAUGAGAUUAGGGCGUUUAUGUUCAACCGAUACACGCUAGGUAUCGUAUUAUUUACAGUGAAUGCUGAUAUUUUCCUCUAUUUAGUCAUACAUAUAUACAUUAUUAUCAUUGCUAGUUGUUAUACCGAAUGGAGUAAGUCGCGAUAAUCAAAUAAUACAUCACAACUACCUACAACACAACACACGCACAGACACACACAUUCAUAUAAAACAAAUUGAAACAAUUCACACACAGAAAAACACAAUUUUUUUCUUCAAUCAGGGCAUUCUAUUGUUGUAAGAUUUAUCGUAUUAAGUUUAUUUUUAUUGAUUUUAAAGUGUUUAGAGUAAGGUUAACGCCAUCAUCGAUUCGAUCGUGUUUUGUUUCGUUCACAAGCAAAGUAAUUUUUCGUUCGAUCUAGUACUACUUUGUAGAUUUUUUUACGCACAACUCAUUGAGUGUGGAAUUCAGUUACUCUCAGUUAAGGAUAGAAUGUGGUUUUGUUACAUUUGGUUUGAAUGGGAGGCCCUUUCGUGAAUUUAGUUGGAUAAAGACAGUAUUUCUGGAGAAAUGGUUAGGAGCUCUAUUCCUGGAAAAUAGAACUAGAUCAGUUUUUUUUUGUUGCGUGUUGGGGGUGAUCUGGCGUAGCGGUUGUCAUCCGUACCUCUCACGCUAAAGAUCACGAUUUCAAUUCACACUACCGACAUUCUUCCUUCAGAUUGGAAGUAAAACCGUGGUCCGAGUGACGAACUAGCCUAGUCAGAAGGUUAAAAGUUAGUAUAAUAAUACAGAAAACAAUUGUUGCGUUCUUCAGACGAUUUUUUCCUCAAUCGAAUCUUCAAAAUCCCAGAAGACAAUUUCAUGUUGCAAAUAGCAAGAAUCGCGAGAUUGUAAUUUAGGAUAAUCGCAACAGCUACUUCCAACAUGGGAGGACCGAAAGCAUUAAGAACACUCCAGGGAUUAUGGGAAUUUUGACUUACUAGGAAAUGAUGUUGUAACGUUUUGUUACCAUCUUGUCGUCGACGGGGAAGUUGCAAUUUUCGUUUCCGAGUCAUUCCUUGUUACAUCUUCAUUUAAUCUUCCCCGCGAUGAAUUAUCAGAAAUGGGUAUCCUACUAAACAAAAAAAAAGAAAGAGGAUGACAAAGAAGUGGGAAAGGGAGAAGAGAUUUCGAUGAAAGGGAGAGAGUGUUCGAUGAAAAGAUUGGAAAUGAGAGCAUUUUUGUGGGAAGGGCCAGGGCCGUGAGUGGUGAAAAUACCAAGCGCGCGGUGAAAAAUUGAUCAAAAUCGAUAAAUAAAAGCGGGAGUCGGUUUCCGUGUGACGUGCGAGUGCGAUUCGUGGAUGUGUUAUCCGAGCUAAUGGUCGAAGGGUUUCCCGCUCGAUCAUCCCUGAUCGAAUUCCAUUUGGACAAUGGUCCAAGGGCAAGGGCCUCGUCGGGACCGUAUCGGCUCUGUGGUGGACAUGACUAGCUUUGUCUUUUGACAUUGCAAUUUUUUUGAACUAAUAACUGUAAAUAAAAUCAGUACGUUUUUUUGUGUUUGCUAAACUGAUUUCAAGGUUGAGAAAAAAUAAAUAACUUAUCUCUUAGAUAAGUCGUCUUGCUCAAACCUCUGUAGGGGAAGGAGGCGGGACCAUCAUAAUCAUCAAAAAAUUCCUGGACGCAGUGCCAUUUUCCCCGAGUUUCCCAUGACGAAUUGGAGCCGCAACAUCCGGUGACUGGCAAUUCCAACCAUAGUGCCGCGAAUAUUAGAUAAUCAAGAAAAAAACAUGCCUUUCUCGGCGUUAGUAGCUGGUCAAGGUCAGGGAACGUUCGUUGCAAUAUAUUGCUGUUUUCCUAAAAGCUUUAUGUAGCAGUGAUAGCGCAUUGAAGCUCGGGUCCCAAGAAGUUUUCCUGUACAAAGAACGUUUUCGCAUGCAGGCCCAGAAACGGCUUCAAAAGUCUUACAACAAAUACGAAACUUUGUUCAUCGUCUGUACUCAAUGAUCGGUAACGAUAAGACUCAAUGACGCCGCAAAGUAACUCUCCAAUGUUCUUCCGCCGAAAACUCUCGGAAUUCUCCUUCCGCCAAUCAUCAUUUGGUUCCUUCUAGAAUGCUAGAGCUGUAAACCACCUGAAGCAGGGUCGCUUGAUUCGCUACAUUCACCUUCGGUUUUUGUUCACCAGUCGGGUUUAGAUUGUUCUACAUUUCUAACUGUGAUAUUGAAAGUGUUUCCAAAAAUGCCGUAAGAUAAAGAUAGGUUUGUCAGAUGCAUCGUUACUCUCCAAGAUGUAUCAAACCUUUUUUUUCAGACUGACCUCGACACUGAAAAUUUCUUCCGAUAGUCGCCAUGCCCAACCAAACGCCAAUGCUACCCAAACUAUUAAUUUCCUUUAACGUCACAGUUUUUCUCAAAAGUUUUUUUUUAUAUUUCUGGAAAACUGUGAGAAGCUAGGUUCAAAAGGACCAAAACACUCAAUAAGGGGGAUACCAUAUUUGGAAGAAAAAUUGAUUUACCAAUUGAUAAUCAAAAUACCAAACAAACGAUUUUUCAUAAUUUAUUUACCCGUUCAAGUAAUGUUAGUCAUAAUCAAAAUUCCCUUUGUGGUACUCAAAGUUCAAGUACAUUUCAACAAGGUACCUAAUAGCUUCAAGAAAAAGUUUUUUUGGUUUGAAUUUAGUGCUUGAAAACUGUUUAAAUUCAAUAUACAACUGAUUGACACAUAAGAUCACUCUGACUGCAUAUUAUGAGGGUUUUUUUUUCUUUCUGUAUUAUAGUGACUUUCAACACUUUUGGCUGGUUCGUCACUUUACUUCCAUUUCGGAAGACCGUCGGAAGUGAGAAUUGAACUCGUGACCUUAAGCUUGAGAGGUACGGAUGUUACGGCUGUGCCAGAUAGUCUCCCUCUAACUAUCAGGGUUUUUUUUUUGGAAAAUUCACCGCAAUUUGUAUGCAAAGGUCUUUGAAAAUAUAGCCUUAUAUAGCCUAUAUUUACUUAAUAUAGCCUAUAUUUACUUUCCUGAGUGACGGAUUCAAGUUUUCCUCCAAUACUUUGACGUAGGAUUCACCAGUCAUCUUUCCAUCGAUCUUGACAAUGUUGAUCACCCCAUUCCAGGAAAACACCCCCACACAAGCAGUGAUCCUCCUCCGUGUUUAACUCUUGCCUGAGUAAAUCUGGAUAGCAGACGCUUCAGGCAAGGAGUUCGCUUACUUUUCUCCGUGUUUUUUUUAGCUCACACGGUUCAAACAAUCUUCUUUCAAAAGUCAUAAGGGCGAGAAAUUUGCGAAAUCCAGGCGGUUUUUGGUUUUGAAUUUCCAUCGACUUUUGGCCCAUCACCAAAGUAUCAAAUAAGUAUGCUUAAUAUCAUCUAUAUUUAGAUAGUUCGGAAAUAUCUUUCGUUUGUACCUUUCUCACGAUACCGAAAACGAAGCUUGACAAACAAAUAACAUAAUGUUCUGGCAAAUGUUUCGAUUAGAUCGAAUAUGCCAGUCUUGUUUACUUUUGAUUUUACGACAACAAAUCGACAGAGCUUCAGACGAAAUUUGCUAUCAUCUAAAUAUAAGCAGCGUAGUUGUAUUUGUUACAUCAAGGUAUUCUGACUAGAUUAUAUAGAAAUGAUCAAAUCACCUUGUUAAUAUUCGAUUAAUCGUUACUAGUAGCGAAAGUUAGUGAUCCCCGAUAAUCGUUCGAUUAAUCGAUUAAUCGAAUACUUCUGCACAACCAAUAAUCGAAGCGAACGAAUAAUUGACGUCAAUUAAUCAAUCCAAACCCAGAGCAAAAAAACCGUACGGUCGCUGCAGUUUUAUCCUGAAAAUCAAUCAUUAUCUUUGACGCUCUCCUAAACUCCUAAGAAAAGCUCAAUGCCGUCGAUUCGAAAUAAGCUUCGUUUACGAGUUUAGGGGAGCGUAAAUGAUAUUAAUUGAUUUUCAGGAGGAAUGAACACUGUUUUGAUUCCAGAUGGCUUUCUAACAAAUGAGAAAUAUUAGUCUAACUAAUUAUUUCUCUCAGUGUGACGAUUAAUCGAUUAAUCGAUUAUUUGAAGCGAUUAAUCGUAUCGUAUAACAAACUGCUGAAAAGUAUUCGAUUAGUGGAUGAACGAUUAAUUUCAAAAAUCGGGGAUCACUAGCGAAAGGUGCCAGUUGUUUACUUCUUUCCAAUACUAUAUACCAAAGCACCGCCUGCUAUGACAAAUCAUAGGGGAAGUGGGGGCAUAGUGGUCACCCUGUGGAAUAGAAUUUCGAAGAAUUUCGCGUUUUUCGAAGAAUAUUAUAGUUCAACUCAUUGUUAUUCAAGAUAGCAAACGGCUUUUACUAUAAAAAAUCAAAAUAGUACAUUUUUCAUCAUUAGAAAAAAGGUGAAAAUUUUUUUUUUGCUUGAAGGCAAAGUGAUCACUCUUACAUAUCAAGCUAAAUGGGAUAGAUUUAUGCGUUUGUUUCGUCCAAAUUUGUUCAAAUCGUAUUUGAUGUAGUAGGUACACGUAUGAAAUAAACUUGGCCUAUUCACCUAUAGUCUCAAUUUAAAUUUUCUCAUGCAUUCAAAAAUGUAGUAAGAAACACAUAACAUUCCGCAUAAUGAAGCUUGGUUUAGUUGGAGUGGCAUAUUUUUCUAGGGUCAAAGUCACAAAAGGUACCUCUUCAAGAGCAGAAUGCGAUGAGGUAUAUCAGCUUUAGUAAACAGAACAUCGUAAGCCGUUAUUCACCUAUGACCACUUUGCCCCCAAACAUGAAAGUGAGUGCUAUGCUAAUUAAUCGCUGAGAUUAAAGAAAACAUCUGUUCACCUCUCCUAGAUUAUGUGAACAGUCGCCAAACUGAUGAUAUGUCCAACAUAUCAGAUUGAAUAAACUAAAUUUCAUGAGAAAUUCCUUAGAUACCCUGCGGACAGAACUAUGGUCGAAUGGCUAUCGAGAGAGCAAUUUCUUUUUUAUUUAUAUUUUGACAUGCGACAGCUCUACUGAAGAACAGGGUGACUCAAAAGUAAUUAAAUGCUUCAAACAUAAGGUGAUUAUCAAUACAGCAUCUAUAGUCAAUAGUUUUAGUAGCGAACAAGCUAGUGACCACUUUGCCCCCCAUGACCAAUUUGCCCCCACUACCCCUAUGGAGUUUAUGUCCGCUUAAUUUCGAUUUAGAGCCCCCGCAGACUGCAGACUGAUUUGACUCUUACACUUCAGUAGCAUAAGGCCCCGAUGACAUUGCUUCGGAGUACAUAUGAAAACAUGAUUGUACGAUGACUGACAAAAAGAAACAAACUAUUUUGUUCGAUCGAAGAAGGCGAUUUCGAACGAAGCACGGAGACGCAAUGUAACCACACCAAUACAUUCCAAUGUAGUUGUUUGCAAGCUGCAAGCAGUGUCACCGCGGCCUAAGGCGGAAACGAAAAUAUGGCUGCACGAAACGCAUUCAGUCGUGAGAAGUAAAUAACAACAUAGAACUGUUAUGGUGUGGUUACAUUGCUUCCUCCUUUCUUCGUUCGAAAUCGCCAGCUUAUAGUGAACCACAUUAUUUGUUUCUCUUCGUCUCUCGUGUGCGAUCGUAAGAAGCAGGGCUCGGCAAAGUCAUAUUCAACUGAAAAUCGUUAAGGGACUAUGAAACCAUUCGUCUAUUGUUCUAUGAAGCCAAAAGUGUUGAAAGUCACUAUAAUACAGAAAGAAAAAAGAUGGAAAUUUGUUUUUGCUUCUUCCAGCAGGUGCUCUGUCAACAUAAAUCAAAAAUCAUUCGGGCACUUUCGUUGCUACCUACUUUUACUUCGUCCGUGUUCAUUUCGUCGCCUGCUUCGAGCCAACAAAAUUGUCAGUUUCUUUUCGUUAGGUAGCCCACUUUCUAACUUUUUUAAAAACUCUCAUGCACUGUCGUCUUGCUGAUCGACCAAGUACCAUUUCUGUUGUGCCUUGUGACUUCCCUGGUGAAGAUUCACUAGGACUUAUAUGAGAACUUAUAUUGAAUUCAAACUUUUUCAUUGAUUAAUUGAUUGAUUGAUCAAUCGAAGAUGAAAGAUCUUAUCGAUCUUCAUACAUUGCUUUGUUUUACUUCUUUGUUUUAAGAGGCUACAAAGUUUGCAGUUCAUUCGCCUCUAUUCGUACAUUGGUACACCCGUAAAGGAGUACAUAAAACCCAGAUCUAGCGAAUCUGCGAUGGCAAAUGUACAGUGUUGACGCCUGGUGGCGACAUACGAGUUUAGGUCACUAGUCUGUCAGAUUAGAAGGCCCUAAGCCAUUUAUCUAAUCGUUUGGCUAUACAUUUUCUAAUAUUGUCACAAAAACGCACCAUCAUAAUCAGACCUAUUUUUCAUUUAAUAUUUAAAAUUUAAUAUAUUUAAAAUUUAAAAAGAUGAAUACCAUGUUUUGAUCAAACUUUGUUUUUUGAUGGAAGAAACUCCUGAACAGUCAAUGCAGUAGUUGACGAAAUGUUAUUCCACUUCUACUGGUUCGAGAACAACAAUUUAUCGGUGAUUUAGUGAAUUUAGGAUGGGUCGUACAAGCACCGCAGAUGCACCUCGCUCUGGAAGGCCAAAAAAGGCUACGAAUCCUGGAAUCGUAAAACAAGUACAUCGACUUGUUUUGAACGAUCGUAAAGUGAAGUUACGUGAGUUAGCUGAGGCCGUAGAUAUUUCAAAAGCACGAGUGGGAUACAUUUUGGACAUGAAAGUCCUAUCCGCACGAUGGGUGUCGCGUUUGCUGACCGUCGACCAAAAACAGCGGCACGUUCAACAACCGGUUUGGCGUUGUUGGAGCGUAAUCGAGUGGACUUUUUUCGACGUUUUGUGACAAUGAAUGAAACGUGGAUCCAUUACCACACUCCUGAGGCCAACGGGCAGUCUGCAGAGUGACAAUAUUUGAUGCGAAGAACAUAUGUUACGGAUGUGGAAAAGUAACCUUCCGAAAUAUUUUGACAUUCGGAAACAUCUCACGUGUUAUGGGAUCCCUGUUGUUCGCACAUGAUCAACUUCAUUUUGGAUACCUAGUGGCUCAAAAUGUUAUGCUUCUUAUUUCGAACUUCAUGCAGUCAUGCUUAAGCUUGAAUCAGAGUGCGUCACAUUGACAGUUAUUCUUGAAAGCUCUUGGUAAAAAAAGCUACAUGUACAAAUAAUUUGUCCGGUUAUAAAUUACGAAAAAUUGGUAGUAUUUACCAUAAAGUUCAUCAUAUAUAUCAUUUUUCUCUGAGAGUGUACACACGCGCACAAUGAUCCGUGACGUAGUUUCCUUCAUUGUAACAUAUGCUUUUGUUUAUUCUCAAAAAUGAAAUAAUUGAAAUGCACCACAUAGAUUGGAAUUACAAAUUCAUUUGUUGAAUGACGAUUUGGCCGGAAGCUGUACAAAAAACCAGAGAGCGGGUAUCACUCUCGUUUACUAAACCUCAUGCAAUGAUGCUUGAAUUUUACAAUUUAGAACGCUUCAAUAGACUUGAAAAAUUGAUCAUUCAAUUUACGAGUGCAGGAUUCGUUGUAUAUAAAUUGGAAAACAGUUCACGUAUUCCAAGCGAAGAGAGUUAUCCAAUCUACCUAGGUGUUCAAUAUAUCCCUAGUUUUCCGACCGCAGAAAUCCAAAUUGAUUCGUCAUGAAUAUAUACCAAAUGCUAGCAACGAUUGGUCAAAAACAAAUAUAUUCACAUCGUCUUGGCCUCCCGAUUCAUUUAUUGACGGAAAACAAGUACUCAACACUUAAAAAUAUAAUAGUUUAUAUCAUAUCAGAAAUCUCACUUAUUUUCUUUGCACCACUUAAAAUACUCUUCCAAGCGUAUAGCAGUUAACCCUAGAGAAGAUCCUUCAAAGUUACCACCAAAUUCUGGAAAUUGAACUGAAAUUUCCGUAGUUAUUUGUAAGGGACGUGAACCCGAGUGUCAUUCGUUCCUGCAAUCUGUAGUGGAACAAAUCUACGUCUUAUACGUCUACUUUUCAAUUUUUAAAUCCGUUCAAAGAGAGAAAACUUUUUAACUGAAAUAUAAAAAAGAGAAAAAAAAGCGAAACUGUAUUCCACCAGCGUAAAAACCAACAACAAACAAAACAAAAAAGAAACAACAUGAACAAAUUCUACUGGGACGAAAAACAAGAACAAGAGCGUGUGAACAUACAAGUAUUUUUUGAUAGUAGUACUAUUUUUAAGGCAAAUUCUUCGAGUGCAGCCAGAACCUAUAAAAUUUAUAUACACGCAUAUAUACAUACAUAUAUGGUAGAAGAGGGGAAGCAGGAUAAGCGAUCCUCCGCAAAACAUAAUACGGCUCAAAAAGAUGAUCAAAUCCCAGAUUUUAGAGGUAGUGUGGAAUCGAUGGAAGGUGACGACGAGUAAAACCAAAACACUAGAGAAGUAAUUGAUACGGUAAACAUUAUUAUUAUUAUUAUUAUUAUUAUUAUAAGUAGAGCAGAUGAACAAGAAAACCUGAAACCCGAUCACACGAUAAUAGAUUUGUAAGGCAAAAAAGAAUGAAGGAGAAAAAAACGAGACAACACUCACCAGAAGAAAGCGUCUCUCUAAGAACGCGCAAGCCAUAUUCGUUUUAAGGUCGAACAAGUGUUUUUAAAAACUGAUUUAUUUUUUUAACCGAGUAUAUCGCCUAGUUUUGUUAUAGAUUAGAUAUUGAGCUAAUAUGCGCAAAACAAAAAAAUAUGCAACACAAUAAGUAUAUUCUAGUGAUAAAUUGUAGAAUCUUCCGUAGUCUUGUUCUUCAGCAGCUGAUGAGAAGCCAAUUUUCUGAAACGAGCUUAAGAUGCGUUCGAAAAUUACUUUUAUAACCAAAAACCAACGACAGAAAAAAAUGUGGGCAGUUGGGUAUAGCAGGUAAAAAUGUGAAGAAAAAUGAAAUGCUCUCUUCUAGUGCGAAACAAGUCAGCCAUAAUCGCCGGCGAAUCUCUGAUGAUAGCAUUAAAUAUUCCCGUCACUUGAAAUACACAAACUUUUGCUGUAGCUUCCCUGUUUGAUGGAAAUUUCUGUAACAAAAAAAAACAAACAUACAAUUAUGAAAGCUAAUUCAAAAUGUAAAAUGUCUUUGUAAAUAAUUGAGUGUCUAUAUUUUUGUCUCUCUAGCAAAAGAUACAAACUUUUUUGAAUUCGCAACCGCAAAGAAAAUGCCAAUGUUUACCAUCAUUCGCUCUUUACGAUGAAAAAAAUUGAUAUUGCAAAUAAAUUUACAAAAAAAAGCCGCAGUGUGAAGCGAAAAGAGAGCGCAGCCCACACAAAAUUCAGUAAUCUCAACUGGAACAGAGAAAAAAAAACAGUGAAGUAGCUUUAAACAAUACUCUUCCAGUGUAGACGGAACGUAAAAAAUGGGACAAUCUUUGCCCAAUGUGAACACUAUGCAACAUCACAUUUUCACGGAACGAGAAAAACCUUUACGCUAGAGGCGAAUGAAAUGCAAAAGUUUAAAGCCUCUUAAAAACAAAGAAAGAAGAAGAAGAAAAACCUUUAUAUUGGGUCUGUGGAAGGUCAGAAAAAAGGCAGCACACAAAAACAAACGCUAAAAGUAAGCUCAAAUUUAUUGUCACAAACUAUCAAUAAUCUUAGCGCUUAGAACGACGAAAAAAUAUUGAACAAGAAAAAAAAACACACACACACAAAAGAGAAGAAUCUAGAGGUAGAAAUAAUUUUAAAUUAGAGAAAAGAAAAAAAAAUCGAGGAAGUAAAAACUCCCCAUUUUCGCCAAAUUAUUAUUACUAUUAAAAGUAUAUUACAAUUAUAAACUCUAAUCAUAAUGUUAUUAAGCGAGAAUGAGAAAAAAAGUCAGGAGGACACAAAAACAACAAAAUGCUCUUGGACAGGAUAAAAGAGACUCAGUGGAAAGCGUACUGGAAACAGAGUAAAACAUGACACAAAACAAAAAAAAAUCUCAACCACAGCUACCCGUAGAGACUACAGUAAAUAGAACCCAUCUGAAAAAAAAUACAUAGAAUCAAAGAAAUGUAAAUCUCUGGAUUAUUCUCAAACAUGACUAGUGAAAACAAAAAAAAAACCACAACAAAACAAGCAAGGAAAUGCGUAAUUGAGGAAAAUGGUAGGACUCAUAGGAGCAACAAAAAAAACGUAUAAAAAUACCACAUGUUCUUCUUAUUUUGUAAUAAAAUCUCGUAAAAUGCCAAA
Toxorhynchites rutilus septentrionalis is the source of this 15542-nucleotide messenger RNA. RefSeq names its product RNA binding protein fox-1 homolog 2 (gene Rbfox1). Gene Ontology annotation, biological process: nervous system development; regulation of alternative mRNA splicing, via spliceosome. Gene Ontology annotation, cellular component: nucleus; cytoplasm. The coding region runs from base 1422 to 3734 and encodes 770 amino acids. Gene Ontology annotation, molecular function: mRNA binding. Lineage: Eukaryota; Metazoa; Arthropoda; Insecta; Diptera; Culicidae. The record is from RefSeq and is a predicted model, not a curated record. The transcript is spliced from 16 exons.